UCACCUGAAUCACUCACUACCUCACCAAACAAUCAGUUCUCAGUCAACUGUACUGCCAGAGCUGAGGUUGAUGGACAGAGUAUUCCUGUGGACAUAGAAUGGACCCGGAUAGACAUCUUUUCUCAGUCUGGUCCAUCUGAACUGAUGCCCACUCUUUACACCACAACUGGAUCUCCAGAGAGAGGCUAUCAGAGUGUUCUGACCACCUCUGAGAAUGACACUGGCAACACUAUCAUCUACCGCUGCACUGCUACAACAUUGGGUUACUCCAGCUUCAGUGACAUCACUAUACUUGUUGAAGCAGUUUUUAGCAGUCAGAGUGGUUUUUUCACCACAAGCACCAGCGCUGCAACCAAUAUCCAGACUAUCAGCAGCACUUUCAUUACCAACCCAAGUAUUACUCCCCCCACCCAAAAAACAAUUAGUCCUAAUACAGUAACCACUACUGUGUUCAUACCAGGGACUUAUAUGAGUCUGAGUAAUAAUUAUGUCAUGAUGACAAUGUCAACAGAAAGUCAAGCUCAAUCCACUACUAAACAGGCUUCUGGUGUUACAACGACACCGACUGCUUCCACUGCUACAACAAAUGCAGCAGUAAAUCCUAGCAUCACAACAACUAACAUCACAGCAGCCACUAUGACACCCACUAUCAUGACAAAAAGUGCAAACGCACCU
Geodia barretti is the source of this 675-nucleotide messenger RNA. The record is from the annotation of a GenBank genome assembly. Lineage: Eukaryota; Metazoa; Porifera; Demospongiae; Tetractinellida; Geodiidae.